Molecule: messenger RNA, 1980 nt
Organism: Conger conger (European conger)
Lineage: Eukaryota; Metazoa; Chordata; Actinopteri; Anguilliformes; Congridae
Product: leukocyte elastase inhibitor-like
Exons: 8
Coding region: 276-1664 (462 amino acids)
Biological process (GO): negative regulation of endopeptidase activity
Molecular function (GO): serine-type endopeptidase inhibitor activity
Source: RefSeq, a predicted model, not a curated record
ACAGCGGGUCCGGAAGAUUUUUUUCUCUGCUCCAACCAACAGCGGAAGCUUGGUCCCUUCUGGUUAAACUAUCCCUUCUGGUCUACUUGUAGCUAGCUAAUCAGAAUAUAGGAGCUAGCUAACGUUGGUUACAGUGACUGACCACCUUAGUGCAACGUUGCUAACUUUAAACGACAUCAAGCUUAAGCGAAGUUGUAAACAUAAGCGGAGUUGUUAGCCUUGCUGAUAAAAAUUGUGAAUGACGCAGCUUGAAUUUACGUAGCUAGAGAAAACGAAUGAAAGCGAUGUUGUGUUCUUUUACAUUACAUUACAUUUACUCUCGGUUGCAACAGUUUUGCAAUUUAAGGUAUGUGAAAACAGUUUUACCACUGGUGUUGAGCAUCCUCGGUGGAAUCUUCGCAUUCGUUGCUUGUGCCAGCAGGAGAUCAACAAUGGAGUCACUGAGUGCUGAAAAUACCAAGUUCUCCCUGGACCUGUUUAAGAAGAUAAGUGAGAGUAAGAAAACGGACAACAUCUUCUACUCUCCACUCAGCAUCUCCUCAGCUCUGGCCAUGGUGUACAUGGGCGCCCGGGGGAACACAGCUACACAGAUAGCUGAGGUGCUUCGCUUUAGAAAAGAGAAGAAACAUGAAGCUCCUGGACUGCAACAACAAGAAGUAAAAAGACAGCUUCCACCAGAGGUGCUGAAGUCUCCCCUUCAUGAAGCUGAUGAUGGCAUUCAUGCUGGAUUCAACAAACUGAUGUCUGAGCUCAACAAAGAGGGUGCCCCGUAUGCUCUGAGCCUGGCAAAUCGCCUGUAUGGGGAGCAGUCUUACGAGUUUGUGGAGAGAUACAUUCAGGACACAAAGAAGUUCUAUCAGGCAGAGCUGGAGACUGUUGACUUCAAAUCAAAAGCAGAGGUUGAAAGGGUGAAGAUUAACACCUGGGUGGAGAAGCAGACUCAAGAUAAAAUCAAGAACCUGCUGUCGAAAGGGACUGUUAACAGUAUGACCAGUCUGGUGUUGGUGAAUGCUAUCUAUUUUAAGGCUGAUUGGGACAAUAAAUUCAAAGGGAGUGACACACAUAGAUGGCAAUUCAAAUUGAAUAAGAAUGAAAUUAAGCCAGUUCAGAUGAUGGAACAGACAGGUAACUUUGGUUUGGCAUUCAUUCCGGAGGUCGAUUGUCAGAUUCUAGAGAUGCCUUACAUUGGUAAAGAGCUGAGCAUGCUCAUUAUUCUGCCAAGUGAGAUUGAGGAUGACUCCACAGGGCUUGAGAGGUUGGAAAGGGACCUCACAUACAAGAAAUUAAUUCAGUGGACACAGCCUGACAUGAUGAAGAGUGUUGAGGUAAAUGUGGCUCUGCCCAAGUUUAAGAUGGAAGAGACCUAUGACCUGAGAGGUAUUCUGGUCAGUAUGGGGAUGGAGGAUGCCUUCGAUGAGUCAAAAAGCGACUUAACUGGCAUUUCUUCCAGCACUAACCUAGUGGUGUCCAAAGUGGUGCACAAGGCCUUUGUGGAGGUGAACGAGGAGGGCACAGAGGCUGCUGCUGCCACUGGUGUCUCCAUGAGGUUACUAUGUGGCAGGAUAUACCAAAAUCGUUUCACCGCAGACCAUCCCUUCCUGUUCUUCAUCAGACACAACCCCAGUCAGAGCAUCCUCUUCUAUGGCCGGUUCUGCUCCCCUUGAAGUCUUAAACUCUGCAGUUUCCAGUUAUAAGCAGGAGUCUAAAGAAUGACUGUCUGCAUGUUAAAUGGCUCUACAAUGCUGUUUGCCUUAAAAUAAUAUUUCAUUGUUAUCUGCUUCUCAGAGCUUCGACAAUCCUGCUGCAGUGGUUUUUUUUUCAUUCCUGUCCAUUGUAUCCUCUUUGAAGAUUAAUACUGGCUUAAGACCAUUGCUUCCUUUCUGUUCAUUAUAUUUUACUCAACACUGAAAUAUCAAAAAACAAGAAGCAGUAACCAAGAUCACAUUAAUCAUUUGUGAAAAUAAAAGUGCAAAAAAGUUA